GUCAGUGCAGCUACCCGACGGUGCCAGAACAGUUCGAAACGUAUAUAAGGAAAAGUGUCGUGACGAAAAAUUUUGGUUUCGCUUUUUCACUGCGCUCUGGCGAAACCCACACUCGAUUUGCUGCUGCUGCGGGGAUACGAAAAACGAGUCCGUUCCGAUUCCUGCGUAGAAGUUCCGUCUUGUCCCGCGCGUCCGCCGUUGGCAGUGUCGGAAGUUCGUGGCUGGAAUAUUCCGUCGCCUUCGACAUCGCUCUGGAGCAGCCACACGCGUUUCUUUUCGGAUAGUCUCUUUCCUUCUUCACCCCCCAUCUUGUACAGUAGUAGCGCUCCGGACGGAGACGUUGUUACGAAGUGAAAUAUCUCUUGUGUAAAUUUUUGCUUUGCCAUCUUUCGUCUCGGCUACGUUUCCGCUCCCCCGGAUUCCCUAUCAGUUUUUAUCACCGUGAAAAUAUCUAGCUCCGGUUAGAUUUCAGCAAAUCAAAAGACAAUCUGUUCUUGGUCAAGUUUAUCUAGUGGUGUCGUCGCUGCUGGGCAGCAAAGUCCCAUAUUGACCCAGAAUACGUGUUCCGGACGACGACGAAGCGCGUAUCGCGGUCAACAUUUUUUCGCCUUGGUGCUGGGAGGCACGCAAACAGGUGACCAAAAUCAUUUGGAACACCGGAAGUGAACCCGUCUGUCGCAGCAACCAUGGCCCUCAGUCAGACGUCGGUGCUCAAACUGUACAACACCGUUAUUGAUGAUGUUAUUGCUGGCGUACGAGAUGCAUUCCUCGACGAGGGUGUCGAUGAACAGGUAUUGCAGGAGAUGAAACAAGUAUGGACGGCGAAACUGAUGGCCAGCAAGGCGGUCGAAGCGGUAGUUGAUCCUUUGGAUCAACCGCCGUCAAUUCUGGCAAAGUCCGUGUCAGGUUCAAAGUCAAAUGGUACUAAAAAGGCUAAAGCUGCGGCUGCAGCUGCUGCUGCCGCUGCCAACCAAGAAAAUCAAAACGGAAUCGCAAAAUCAGCCCCCAACAACAUUGCACCUGCAAUUCCACCACCACCUGCAGUCAAGCCCGAACCGGUAGCUGAAACGCAACAAAUUCUACCACAACAACAACAGCAGCAACAACUCCAACCACCCCCAUUAGCUCAGGCCCAUCCCUCGUUGCCACAACCUGCUGCAGUACAACCACCACCAGCACAACAGCCAGCUCCUCCGGCGGCAGUCGUAGCAGCACUGGAUCCCAACAAAAUGGUCGCAAUUCAGAUAACCCUACCAGCACUGCCAAAUGUACCAAACUCACAACCAAGAGUACUAACGAUUCAGGUGCCGGCAUCGGCGCUCCAGGAAAAUCAACUGCAACAAGUACUCACUGGACCCAUCAUCACUUCGAUCAUGCCCCUACCACCGCAGAUUGCCUCGUCCGUACUUCAGCAGCAUGUCAACUCCUAUCUGCAGAACAACACAAUGAAUACAAUUCAAAUUCACAAACAGAUGGACGGAGCCUACGAUAUGCAUAUGGACACAAUUGCUGAAGAAGAUCAUCAGACACCGCCGAUGUUUGCUCUUUCCGAAGUAUUGGAUCAUCAUCUGAUGUCCAAAGUGGCGCACAAUGGAGCGGUAGUAUCUCAAAUGGAUUCGGUACCAUCAACGUCGGCAUCCUGCUCAAGUGGAGCAGUUCUAAAGAAGAAAUUGCGACAUCGCAGAAGAGUUAUGAUUGAAAUAAGACACCAGCUUGACGGUGCAGUUGAUACAUCGGACGAAGAAGCUAGCGAUAUAAGUGACGACAACAUCGGGGACGACGACGAAGACGACCUGGACAAGGAGGACGAUGAAGAUUUGGAUGGCGAGGGUGGAGCGGAAGAAGAACCCCUGAACAGCGAGGACGAUGUAACCGAUGAGGAUGCUUCCGAUUUGUUCGAUACGGAUAACGUAGUCGUUUGCCAGUAUGAUAAGAUUACAAGAUCGAGAAACAAGUGGAAGUUUUACCUGAAGGACGGCAUCAUGAACAUCACCGGUAAGGAUUACGUGUUUCAAAAGUCCAAUGGAGAUGCUGAAUGGUAAAGUGCGAUUCGAAAGACAAACUACUGUGUAAGCUCAAUAUGUAUGAAAUCAGGAGUAGGUAUUCGAUGUUUAUGCCUACUUGGGUGGUUGAUAGCGCCAGAGAAAAGCGGGUCUGAGUACUAAUUCACCGACGACGGGAUAUCUUCGUUCUAAGCUUUGGUAAAAUAUAGCUACAUACACAAAAAAAAAACUUGAUUUAACUUAUCUAAAUGUAUUUAGCCCAGUAUCACUAAGAUCACUUAUCCCUCGACAAACAAACGGUGUCGAACGAAAUAAAGAAGCCUUACAAAAUGCCUAAAGAUUUCCCCAUUUCGCAACAAAAUACACAACUUAGUUGCUACCUUUGGUUGCGUUGCAAACCUAUACAUAAAGCAUUCUAGUAGAAUAUUGUGUAAAAAAAUGUUUUUAAAAAAAUAUGCACAUUUUAGUUUAAAUCACAUCUUACAGCUACUAAAUUUACAGUAUCCCUCUUACACUAGUUAUGAGUUUGUUUCCCCAAGGCUGUUUGAUGAUGAACAGUGUAGGAUAGGAAGAUGAAAAAAAGUGCAAGUCAGCUACAAAACCACAAAAAAUGGCCAACUCACAGUUGGUCCUAACUUAUAUAAUAUUACCAACAUACCAAGUUGUGUAUCUCAACUAAAUCGUUUGUGUAAACUUUCAAGCUGCUUUGGAUGGGUUAAGAAGUACAGCGUGCAGGUCUGGUUUGUACGGAAAAUUCAACAUUGUUAUACUUGAGAAACUAAUCAAAGAACAUAUGUGUAGGAAUAUAAGCAAUUUCAUGCAGCACAA
Aedes albopictus (Asian tiger mosquito) is the source of this 2831-nucleotide messenger RNA. RefSeq names its product transcription initiation factor IIA subunit 1 (gene TfIIA-L). The transcript is spliced from 7 exons. Gene Ontology annotation, biological process: transcription by RNA polymerase II; transcription initiation at RNA polymerase II promoter. Gene Ontology annotation, cellular component: transcription factor TFIIA complex. The record is from RefSeq and is a predicted model, not a curated record. Lineage: Eukaryota; Metazoa; Arthropoda; Insecta; Diptera; Culicidae. Bases 687 to 2042 code for a protein of 451 amino acids.